Messenger RNA from Penicillium vulpinum, 180 nucleotides. RefSeq lists its product as uncharacterized. The transcript has a single exon. Bases 1 to 180 code for a protein of 59 amino acids. The record is from RefSeq and is a predicted model, not a curated record. NCBI's taxonomy places the organism in Eukaryota, Fungi, Ascomycota, Eurotiomycetes, Eurotiales, Aspergillaceae.
AUGAAGGCGACGCACACAGCCUCUGCACUCGAACAACUGCGCGGAAUGAUCAGCGAAGCCAACGAACGCCUAGUUUCCCAUCCUACUGAGCGCCUCAAUUAUAUCUCGCAUGGUGUAAUCCUUCGCAAAUCAUUUGAAAUCAAACAUACUGGACUUGCGGCGACAUCUCUCUCUGACUAG